AAAUUAUUAAUUUUAUAAUAUUCAUUGAUUUUGUAAAGUUAUUAGCUUUAUACUAUUUAUUAGAAAAUAUCAAACAAAUAAAGUAAAGUAAUAAGUUUAUAUAUAUAUAUACAACAUAGGCAUCCUUUUGCUUAUAUAAAGCCAUUAAAUAGUUAAAAGAUAUAAUCAAUGAUUGCAGCUACUUAGAUAUAAAUUUUACAAAGUCUUUUUUAGCACGCACUCUAAUUUAUUCCAGAGUAGAGUGAUCCUGUUGAUUUUUUUGAAAUGUAUUUCGAUGAGACAUAAAUAAAAAAAGCUAAUGGUGAUAUUUACAGUGGUUUAAAACCAAAUGGCUUGAAUCUUCAAAAUUAAUAAGAAACUAUGGAUCAAUAAGUUUAAUUUAAUCAGUAUUCAGUUCUUGGGAAGACAUAGAUGAGUAAUAGUAAGUCUGUUUAACAAUUUGGGACAAAUGAUUAAAAUCAGUUAACUUAAGGAAAUGUAAGAAACAAAAAUGAUUUAAGUAGCUAGUAGUAAUAAUAGCAUAACAAUGGUUACAUCAAAAAAAUAUCAAUGAAAAAACCAAUUGGAUCUAUUUCUUCAUAAAAUUUUAACAUAAAUUAAAUAGACAAAGAAGGGAGAUAACCUUAGAAAACAAAAUUAUCACCAAUAAGAUAGGCUAAAAUAUAAGUAAUGAAAGUUAAUAAUAAAAAUGAUCCAUUUAAUCAACACAAAGAUGGAUUCUUUCAUCCACCUAAUACUGCUCAAUCCACACAAACAGGUGCAUUUUAAAGACUUAAUAGUAAUUUGAAUACUAGCUAAAAUAAUACUCACUAUAAUCAAAUAAGCAAUUCUUUUUCUAAUAAAAACUUAAGAAGCAAUUCUAAUGCUAACUAGCACGAAUAUAAUAAUAUUAAUGGAGGCCAUAGCAAUUAUUAAUAAAAUAAGAAUUUAGUUUAAUAUAAUGCUUAUAAUUUAGAUAGCUCAAAUAAUCACAAUACUGAGAACUAAGGGCAUAACAGUUACUAAUAUUCAGUAUAUGAUCCAGGUUUUAAGUACAACCCUAAUCCUUAUGCAGCAGGUUGGGCAAAUGCGAUUUUAAAAGAGCACUACAAAGUUGCACUAAGACGCAUUGAUGAGAAAAAUGGAAGAAAAAGAUGGAUAAUUAGGAAAAUAAAAAUGCAAAAGGAUGGAUUAGAUCAUCAAUCUAGUGUAAUUAAUGCUCAAGAAGGUAAAGGAGGAAGAGUUGCAGCUGGUUAGCAGCAUGGAUUUAUCAAGCCUGAAAACAAGCUAAAAAAACAACUUAAGAAAAAUGAAGAUAUAGAGGGAGUUAAUGACUUAUUUACAAAUGCUUUUGUAUAGAAAUAGAGGUCAUUAAUCAGCCAAUAGCAUGCUGAACUUUUAGAUUUUUCAGAAUUAAUGGAAACACUUUCUUUAGAUAGAGAGUAUAUUGCCUAUAAUAUUCUUAAUCAACCAAUUAAUGAGAAGCUAAAAAAUAUAAAUGAGGAAGAAUUCGAAGAAAAUCUACAACCAUACUAUGAAUAUGUUUGCUAAAAUUUCGUUCUUUUCCCAAUUUAUCAUAUUGAUUUUAAAUCAAGCCUAGAAAAAAUUAUUUUCCUAAAUAAACUUUUAGUGGGAAAUCUUUGA
Molecule: messenger RNA, 1623 nt
Organism: Tetrahymena thermophila SB210
Lineage: Eukaryota; Ciliophora; Oligohymenophorea; Hymenostomatida; Tetrahymenidae
Exons: 3
Source: RefSeq, a predicted model, not a curated record